AUGAGCUUGGCACGAGAUGCUCCGGACAGAUGCACCACUCACUUUGAUGCCGUGGCCCAAAUACGAGGAGAAGCUUUUUUCUUCAAAGGAAAAUACUUUUGGAGGCUAACGCGAGAGAAGCAUCUUGUAUCUCUGAGGCCAGCGCAGGUUCACAGAUUCUGGAGAGGGCUCCCACCAAACCUGGACAGCGUGGAUGCGGUGUACGAGAGGCCUGGAGAUCACAAGAUAGUUUUCUUCAAAGGUCUGAAGUACUGGGUGUUUAAAGACAACAUCGUGGAGGAGGGAUACCCUCGACCCAUCAGUGACUUUGGUUUACCCACGGACGGUGUGGACGCUGCCUUUGUUUGGCUUCACAACGACAAAACCUACUUCUUUAGGGACAACCUGUACUGGCGCUAUGACGACCACCUGAGGAGGAUGGACCUGGGCUACCCCAAAGACAGCUCCCUGUGGAAGGGGCUGCCCCCCAACCUCGACGACGCCAUGAGGUGGUCCGAUGGUGAGUUGCACUAA
This is a messenger RNA of Knipowitschia caucasica, 513 nucleotides long. NCBI's taxonomy places the organism in Eukaryota, Metazoa, Chordata, Actinopteri, Gobiiformes, Gobiidae. The record is from the annotation of a GenBank genome assembly.